AUGAGUUCCACCGAUAACGACUUGUCAGAGCAACAAAAGGCCAGGACGGGCAAGAGGCGGGGCAAGGAUAGCAAUGAUGUCCAUGGAACGGGCAACUCGUCGUGGAAACAUCGUCGUGAAUACAGCACUUUCAGCUAUCAACCUUUGCCACGCAGCCAGGGGACCAUUCGGAUCCUUGAGCUUUUCUCUAGCGAAACUUCGGCUGCUGGAGUUCUUUGUGCAUUGAUCACACCAGGCGAGAACGAGAGACACCAAUAUCCCUAUGAAGCCUUGUCGUGGUGCUGGGGCACAGCAGGCAAGUCUGCUGAGAUCAGGAUUCAACGCAAUCGCAAGACAUACAUCAAGAAAGUGAGCCCGAACCUUGUGGCUGCUAUGAAGGCACUUCGCUACCCGGACCGUAGCCGCUUCCUGUGGAUUGACAUGGUUUGCAUCGACCAAGACGACCUGGGUGAGAAGAAUCAUCAAGUCGAGAUGAUGAACAUAAUUUACGGCAACGCUUCGCGAGUUUGCAUUUGGCUUGGGGACGCGACAGAAUCCAGUCGCAUGGCACUACGCUUCAUCAAGAAAGAGGUCUCACAUUUACGAAGCUUCGACACCCUCUGCGACAGUCAAGACGCGAGCAAGAAAUGGGUCGCGUUACUAGAUCUGAUGCAAAGACCAUGGUUCUCACGACGGUGGGUUGUUCAAGAAUUGGCCUUGGCGAAGAACCCCAUCAUCUACUGCGGCAGAGAUAGGAUCUCUUGGAAGAAAUUCGCUGUUGCCGUGGAACUCUUCGUGGAGGUGGAAACAGCGACGCAUCGCCUGUCGGAGGUCAUGAAGAAAGAUCGACAGUACCAGUAUAUUCCCAGUGUUUUCGACUACGUCUCUGCCCUCGGCGCUAGCUUGCUUGUUGAUGCGACAGAGCGCCUGUUUCGCGACUACAAGAAAUCCGAAGUAGCGCAACCCGUGCCAGACCCUCUGGCACAGAUUGAGUCAAUCACCGAUUCGGAUAGCGAAGCCUUUUCUGACCCAAGCGACAGCGAAGACGACUACACAUCUGCACCCCUUCAUUCAAGCCAUGUAGAGGACGUAUCUGGUAGCUCGAGACAUCGUAUACAGCCUCUUCUGAGUCUGGAAUAUCUGGUCUCAAGCUUGACCAUUUUCGAUACCACCGUUCCUCACGACACAAUUUAUGCACUGCUUGCGAUCGCGAAGGACACCACACCACGAGCUGUGAGCGUAAAUGCUGCUGUCACGUCUAGAAGCGCUCAAGCAGGCCUUGAGGUUUACACACAGCGCAAGAGCUACAACGUCGACUACAAACUGCCGUACGUAGAUGUAUGCAAGGACUUCAUUCAGUUCUCGAUCGACCGUUCUCUUCACGGCAACGCAAGUCGCGCGCUGGAUGUCAUUUGCCGCCCAUGGGCCAUUGAGGAGAGGAAGCUACAAAAGAUGCGGGAUACCAAGGAGAAAGAGAAGGAGAAAGAACAAAGAAGGAAGAAGAGAGAGAAGGACCUUGAAGCACGCCGCAAGGGACGCGAGAGCCGUAGAGCACUUUCCAAUCAUGCCGAACCUCCUGACCCACCUGAGGGAGCACCUGUUCAGAACGUAUCUACGAACGCUGAAUCGGGGGAUAUGGCAUUGCCUUCCUGGGUACCACAACUCUCGAAUGCACCAUACGCGAUGGCCCAACGGCCGGGUUUGACCGGCCCCAAGAUGAGUCGCAUUAACGCCGAUCCUUUGGUUGGACUUCCAAGUUCCUACUCUGCUGCUGAGACCAAGGGCGUCGACAUCAAGGCACUCCGAUUUCGUAAGCGACUGAAACCUGGACACUUUGACGAGGGUCGAUUCAGCAUGUACGUCCGCGGCUUCAAGCUUGAUGUUAUAAAGGAUGUCACCCAGGUAUCUCGCAACGGGCACAUUCCCGCAGAGUGGCUUGAUCUUGCAGAAUGGGAAGACGGAAAAGGGCUCCCACCUGAUAUGUUUUGGCGGACGCUCGUCGCCAACCGGGGCAAGGAUGGCAAGAAUCCACCCGUAUACUACUCGCGGGCUUGCCAAGAAUCGUUCAGAAAAGGUGGUCUUGAGAGCGGCGCAAUCGACACUACCGCGCUCAUUGAGUACGAACGCAAUUCUGUCGUCGCCCAGUUCUGUCGCCGUGUGCAGGCCGUCACAUGGAACCGUGCCCUUGUGCGUACCGAAAGCGGGACACUAGGGCUGGUCGGGAAAGAUGUCCAAAAAGGCGAUUUGGUCUGCAUACUCUACGGAUGCAGUGUUCCGGUCGUGCUGCGGGAGUGUCCCAAGAAAACCGAAGAAGUAUUUGAGGAAGAAAUGGAGCAAGAACUGGUCGAUGUCAAGAAUACUGUUGUACAGAAACUAAGGCAAUACAUCUUGCGUAAACGACGACAUGAAGCUUGGAAAGACAAAGAGAUGGCAAAGCUCUGCCGUGCAUGGCUGAGAACCACCGACUACAUGCGUAGCCACGGCAUCGAUUCUGCCAAAAUGUCAGCCAAAGACAAGCAAAACUCGACAGGAAUUCUUCUACGCAUCUUGAAGCAGGCCACUGCCGACUUCAAAUGCUGGUUGUAUGAAGAACGCAAGAGGGUAUGGCCCGCGAUCAGGAUUCGCAUUGUGGAAGAGAUGAAGGAGCGGAAGGAGCACCCCAAUAGGAAAGUGAGCAGGCCAGGUAAAAAGGAGACGGACGAAAACCUACGUAGACAGACGUCACGAAAACGAAGACAAUCACUGGGUGCUGCAACCAUGCUGGGGAGAAUCACUGAAGCACCAACAACGGCUGAAGGUGCUACCUCUGCCGCUUCUAAGGAAGGGCCCACAACUAUCAAGAAGAAGAAACCUUUGGUGGACUGGUGGGAGUUCGAGCUGGCACUUGUUGCCGGUAGACGCUGGUUGCAAAUGACUAGAAGAGGGAAGGCCAAUCGAAUCGACUUUGCGGUACAGUACAGUGAACAGCUAUGGAGACAGAAGCAGCAUGGCGAGUACGAGGCUGUCAGAAUGCUCAUCCUGAAGGAGAACAAAAAGAAGGUUGAGAGAGAGGCCGACGAGCUUAGAUCCUACCUGAUGCGCAGACGCGGAACUCACAACGGAGGUGUGACUGGCGGCCACCAAGUAGCGAACAAGGGACUCGAAAGAAACGACUCACCGACAAGAGGCAACGAGGAGCAUCGAAACGGCCAGAAUGAUGAAUACUCUCAGUACCAUGAAGACAACGAGGAGCAUGACAGUACUGAGGAAUACGGAAAGACGGAGAGAGAAACCAAUGCAUAUGACGGUGACCACAAGACAGAAGCGGAACAUUACGGGAACGGAGAGACGUCUCAGACACGUUCAAGAUCGUCGGGCUCGAGCCCCUUGACUGUACAUGCGCCGUAUGAUAUGCCAGCGGCCAUACGGCCCAGCUGGCGCCGUCCCAUAAACAGAACGAAGUUGACGGAGGGCGAGACGAUUGAAUACAAGAAGAAGGUCAUGGAUAAUCUGCGAGAGAGACUCGGCGACGAAGGCUACUUUUCUUACACGCUGCUUGGCAAGCUCAGAUGUGUCGCCUGCAACGGAAUCCAGUACUGCUCCAAGCGGUGCCAAAAGGCCGAUUGGAAAGUCCACAAGCUCAUCUGCAAAUCCUUCAGCGAGCACAUGAACAAUCGUCCCAGUCAAAAGCACUACAGCAUCAUUGUCUUCCCGAAAGAUGAAGAGGCGCCUCGCUUCGAGUGGACUCUGUUCGAGCCUGGCACCUACAACGCCAAGAUUCCUUCACCCAAGAAAGCCUACGUGCAAGAGCUGGGCUUCGAGUUUUAUGGCGUAAAUUGCAACAAUCGCAACAACCCCAUAGGAUACUUCGAGGAAGACAGCACCGAUUACACGACUAAGAGGCACAUCGCUGGAAAGCAUCUCGGAUUGCUCUUUACGAGAAACCUGGGAUCUUUCGAAGAGCCUCUGCCGGAGGAUAUACCAAUCAACAAGAGCUUGAUGGACAUCGAUCCUGAGCUUGCGCGACUCCACGGCAAAGGUCACGUCCUUGCCUGGGGCUGCCAUUGUCCCGAAGACAGACGCAAAACCUCCGAUCUCAACUGCACACCGGCAGACUUCCGUCACGCUGUGGACGCCCUGAGAAAGAACCACUACAAAGAUAGCUUGCGAGCGAAGGAGGUCAUAUCGAGGAAGACGGGUGGUGUCCUUGCCGUACGCCUCACUUGCGUGGGCGACAAGCUAUUCUUCGGCCAUCCUACAUAUGAGAGCCAGAUCGAGCCGCGCUCCAUCCUGAGCAAAGAUUCUCAGGUCCCCUGCCCAGUCGCCGAUAAAGUCGGCAUUCCAUUGAUCAUCCGGAAAGAGCCCCCUGCGCUCUCCUGGCGCGACCGCGACGUCGAAUCCCGUCGGGAGAACCACAACGCGGCGAUGCUCAACCCGCCAAACCAGAAAACUAAGACUGGCACUCUGAUCAUUGCUCGCAAGGACGGGAAGCCGCUUUUGCCUACGCACCUCUUCUGCCUCAUAAUCUACACUGGCGAGAGGCUCCAAGACCCGAAGUACGGAGAGGACGGCCACCGUCUGCCGAGUAUGAUGUUGCAGAGCCGUUUGAACCUGGUGUCUCCGGAGGACUUUGAGGAGUACUACAACAACGAGUGGCAUCGUUUGAAGCUUAGUGAGAGGUUCGUCCCCUCGCCUUAUCAGAUGUAUGAUGACUAUGAUGGCGAGAUUCAUCCUAUCAAUAUGAGAUAG
Messenger RNA from Alternaria conjuncta, 4707 nucleotides. RefSeq lists its product as uncharacterized. Bases 1 to 4707 code for a protein of 1568 amino acids. The transcript is spliced from 4 exons. The record is from RefSeq and is a predicted model, not a curated record. Lineage: Eukaryota; Fungi; Ascomycota; Dothideomycetes; Pleosporales; Pleosporaceae.